GCUCGGGUCCGGGGAAAGCGCGUGCGCACCGCAAGCGGCGCAUGCAGGUCUCCGGCGCCACGCAGCUCCUGAGCACGGGGGAGCUGGGGGCCACGCACUUGGGCUUCACCGCCUGCUACGGCCGGGAUAGGGGCCCGGUGGGCAGCUGGCCGCGCAGGCCGCAGCCACCCGAGUCCCGCACCAGUUCUCCCGCCUCAUGGCCCUGGGCCCGCCACUCCGAACUCCGACUUCCCGAAGAGGCUGCCGCAGGCUGUCAAAGCUGGGAGGGCAGCCUAGCCUUGGCGCGCCUCCUAGGUUGCGCUCUUGAGUCCUCCCCAGGCCGCAGCUACGCCCAGGGCGCCGCGGAACCCCGCCCCCGCGGCCCUUCUCCGGCCAAGACCAAGGAGGACGCCACGCCGCCGCCGGACGGUUCUCUUGUCCUUUGGCGAGGAUUCUCCAAGGCGUCUCAAUACAUGGGCCGGCUCAGAAAUGCCAGGAUCCACGUGGAGAGAGCUGUCAAGAAGAAGGUCUUUAUGAUCCAAGGCCACUACCCUGUGAUCCGGUGCCUCCUGCGCCGGAGGGGCUGGGUGGAGAAGAAGAUGGUUCAUCACUUGGACAAUAACCUGCCACCAUCGCAGAAGGAUCUGGAUAGCUCAGUAAUGGGUGACAGUGACACCACUGAAGAUGAGGAUGAAGAUGAGGUUGAGGCAUUCCGGCCAGCACAGCUAUUCACCUUUGAUGACAUACUGGAAUUUGAUGACCUACAUGGGACGCAUGCUCUGAUGUCCCGCAUGGUUCGGAACGAGGUCCCCUACUUCAUCUGGACCACUCGGCGGGAUGUGCUGGACUGUCGCUUACUGUCCAAGGAUCAAAUGAUAAACCACUAUGCCCGGGCAGGCUCCUUUACCACAAAGGUGGGUCUCUGUCUCAAUCUCCGGAAUCUGCUGUGGUUUGACGAGGCUGAUGCCGACUCCUUCUUCCCGCGCUGCUACUGCCUGGGGGCUGAGGACGAUAAGAAGGCCUUCAUAGAGGACUUCUGGCUGACCGCUGCCCGCAACGUUCUCAAGCUGGUGGUAAAAUCCGAAUGGAAGUCAUACUCUAUCCAGGCAGAAGAGGAAGAAGCCCUAGGAGACAAGCAGCUCAAGAAACAGGAGAAAAAAACAGUGACAGUGUCCCCAGAGUUUGUGGAUGAGGCUCUGUGUGUCUGUGAGGAGCACCUUAGCAACCUGGCCCAUGUGGACAUCGACAAGGACCUGGAGGCCCCCCUGUACCUGAGCCCGGAGGGCUGGUCCCUCUUCCUCCAGCGCUACUACCAAGUGGUCCACGAGGGGGCAGAACUCAGGCACCUCGACACUCAGGUCCAGCGCUGUGAGGACAUCCUGCAGCAACUGCGGGCCGUGGUGCCCCAGAUGGACAUGGAAGGAGAUCGCAACAUCUGGAUCGUGAAGCCAGGAGCCAAGUCCCGCGGACGAGGCAUCGUGUGCAUGGACCACUUGGAGGAGAUGCUGAAGCUGGUGGACAGCAACCCCAUGAUGAUGAAGGACGGUAAAUGGGUGGUGCAGAAGUAUAUUGAGCGGCCCCUGCUCAUCUUUGGCACCAAGUUUGAUCUGAGACAGUGGUUCCUGGUGACCGACUGGAACCCACUUACUGUGUGGUUCUACCGCGACAGCUACAUCCGCUUCUCCACACAGCCCUUCUCCCUGAAGAACCUGGACAACUCUGUGCACCUGUGCAACAACUCCAUCCAGAGACACCUGGAGAACUCGUGCCACCGGCACCCGCUACUGCCCUCGGACAACAUGUGGUCGAGCAAGAAGUUCCAAGCCCACUUGCAGGAGAUUGGGGCCCCAAACGCCUGGUCAACUAUCAUCGUGCCCGGCAUGAAGGCCGCGGUGAUCCAUGCCCUCCAGACGUCCCAGGACACCGUACAGUGUCGCAAAGCCAGCUUCGAACUCUAUGGCGCUGACUUUGUAUUCGGUGAGGACUUCCAGCCCUGGCUGAUCGAGAUCAACGCCAGCCCCACCAUGGCACCCUCCACGGCGGUCACCGCCCGGCUCUGUGCUGGAGUGCAAGCCGACACACUGCGUGUGGUCAUCGACCGGCGACUGGACCGCAACUGUGACACGGGAGCCUUUGAGCUCAUCUACAAGCAGCCUGCUGUGGAGGUGCCCCAGUAUGUGGGUAUCCGACUCCUAGUAGAGGGUUCCACCAUCAAGAAGCCCCUGGCGAUGUGUCACCAGCGGAUAGCGGUGCGCCCAGCCCUCUCUCACCUGCUGACCCAGCGAGGCUCUGGGGAAGGCAAGGACUCGGGAACCCUUACCCACAGGUCAGCUUCUAGGAAAGUUGCUGGGGCCAGGAGCCUGGGGCACACUGAGAAGCCAGACUCCACUGUCACCACCUCGGCCCCUGGAAAGGGGAAGAAAGGCAAGGUGAAAAGUGUCACAGCCCCGGUCCACCCCAUUUGCCGAAAGUGGGACUCCCCCAGCACGAGGAUGGGUUGCAUAUUCACCAUGACCUUUGCUAGUGGGGACAGGCCCUCCCACCCCUUGAACAUAUUGUCAUUGAGUCCGAAGAACCCCCAGACCAUGGGUAACACCAUUCUCCCCCGAUACCCCAGGGUCCUGAGGCAGUUUCUUCCUGCUCUCCAAGCCACUCCAAACCACCCCACCCUUAGCCCCACCAGAGAGCCACCAGUAGUAAGUAAAAGCCAUCACGUACAAAGUACUUUUUAAAAAUACACAGCCAGAUGAGCAUUGGCCCCUCCAAAGCAGUCAUUCAGCGAGGCAGUUGGUACAUAUUUCAAUCCCAGGUUGAUCUUUCUCCAGAGCCCAAGCUUUUCCUGCUGCAGUAUUGUGUCUUUGCCUCCAUGCAAAGUCACCUCUUGGGGAAGGGAACUAAUAUCUGUAUAGUACUUAACAGUUUACACUGUGUCACCACCUGACCAGCUCCUUUAGUCCUCACGACUUAGCAAGGGAGGUGCUAUUGUCCCCAUUUUCCGGUCAAGGUAUCAGGAAGUUUAAGGAAGUUGCCCGAGGUUGCACAGCUCAGAAGGGGCAGAGCUGGGAUGCAGACCCAGGUCUGUUGGACUCCAAACCUUGGGUUCUCCCUGUGGCCUCUGGAGGAAGAACUGGGAGGGCUCUAACUGCCCUCACAUGCCUGGCCCUCAUCUCUCCCCACCUCCCCUCCUCACAUGUCCUGAGGGGUAGCUGGCCAGCCUUGGGCCCUCCCCAGGCACUCACAGCCGCUCUUGCUCCCACAGCCUCUUACCACUUCCCCAGCCUCCACAGCAAGGGCCGGCUGCCUUCUCCCCAUGUGCUCCAACCCCAGGGGCAGGUCCUCAGACUGCAGCACAGCAAGCUGGUGGGCUCUGAGGCCCUGUCGACCACAGGCAAGGCCUUGAUGACUCUACCUACCGCCAAGGUUUUGAUUUCCCUCCCACCUAACCCUGAGCUCAAGCUGCCAUCCAACACCCUGAAACCAAGAGAGGUGGGCCUUGAACUGUGACCUGUACCCUGGUGGGCAGUGCUGAGUACUGGGGUCAGGGCUGGAGGGCAGGUAGAGGGAAGCCCCCAGGCUGACCUGAGCCCCAAGGGAAGGGCUUGUAUCCCUUAGAACCCCCUUCCUGGACAGAUUCCUGAUCGUCUCUCCCCUUCUCCCCUCCUUUCACACUGAGGCUCUUGCUCCCCAGUGCGUUCACGGUCCCCAGCUUGGAAGUAACUUGUGGUCUCCACCCUUUGAAGCUGGGAGUCUUCCUAGCACCCAUGGGAAGAUCAAGGCCAAAGGCAAGUUCAAGGCCAGACUUUGUGACAAACCCAAGGCUGAGAAAUGCCUCAUGACAACACUGAGCCUUCCAGGACCCCUGCCCUGUAUCAGUGCACAUCAUGGGCUGGCGGGAAUGAGGGACAUGAGGCUACAGAAGCCCUUGCUUCCAUCCUCACUGCCCUUAUCCUGGAUGCAGCACCAAAUAAAAAAGAAAAUGAAGUA
Molecule: messenger RNA, 3963 nt
Organism: Phacochoerus africanus (Common warthog)
Lineage: Eukaryota; Metazoa; Chordata; Mammalia; Artiodactyla; Suidae
Gene: TTLL3
Product: tubulin tyrosine ligase like 3
Exons: 12
Coding region: 42-2711 (889 amino acids)
Biological process (GO): cilium movement; protein modification process; cilium assembly
Cellular component (GO): cilium
Source: RefSeq, a predicted model, not a curated record